Molecule: messenger RNA, 2052 nt
Organism: Owenia fusiformis
Lineage: Eukaryota; Metazoa; Annelida; Polychaeta; Sabellida; Oweniidae
Source: the annotation of a GenBank genome assembly
UACAAAUAAGACAGUUACGUGCAAGUCUCUUAAUUCUGAUCAGUAAUGCAAUCUAUGUAUCAAUUGUAUUUUUAAUAUUUGACGAUGGACAUUUAAAAUCAUUGGAAGCAUCCUAUCGCCAUAGACAGCAUAUGUAUAAUAACAACUGGCAGAAACAACCAUGGCCGUAUUGGGAGAAUUAUUCCGACUGGCAAGUCUGUUCGCCAUCCUAUGUAUUUUUGAGAAUGAAUCGUCAACUGAAACUACAAGCACUGAUGAGACGUCAUCCCCAACGGAGCAUGAUGGUGAUAUAACCAUAUAUUCAAGAGAUGAUGAUAAUCCUUGGAACGGCACAACGACCAGCCUAAAUGGGGAUGCUCCAACAACUGAAAAUCCAAAAGCUGGUACAAUAACCAGUGUAAAUAGGGACAUUCCAACAUCAGAUAAUCCCAAAGUUGGCACAGUUGCUAACAUAACUGAUGAUCGUACAAAUGGCACAGUGGCCGACAUAAAUGAAGAAACAACCACUAACCCUUUAAACCAAACUGUUGUCUCUUCGGUAAACACAACUGUUACAUCUAACAUUGACAAUGUCUCGAAGGCAGACGAGGAUAUAAAUAACGCCAACUUGACUUAUAACGCAAGAGCAGCUGGAAAUGAAACAUUUACUUCUGAACCAAGAACAGACAAUGAAUCAGUUAAUGAAGCCGAAUGUAGACCUUACUAUUGUUGCGACCCUUUCCUUUCUGACCGCGAUCGUCAUACUUUUAUGAAAAAACACGAGGCCCAAGUUAACGUGAUUAUGUAUUUCUGGAUAAGUCUUUUCCUCUGUUUAGGCGGCCUGGUGGGCAACAUUCUCUCUUUCAUUGUCCUAUACAGGCAAAAGGUCAACACAAGCGUUUUCUUUCUGAAGUGUCUGGCAGUUAGUGAUGGUCUCUAUAUGCUAUGGUAUCUGGUAUUUGAUCUAUACUACACGGCUUAUGAUUCUUCGCCAUGGGUAACGAACAGGGAAGAUCCCAGUGCGCAUGUUAUCCCAGCGAAUUACAUUUACACAAACUUAGGAAAUACAACAUUGACUUUAUACUCGUCAUGGUUAGUAGUAUUGCUUACUGUAGAUCGUUUCAUUAUCGUUCGCAUGCCCUUAAUGGCAAAUAGUCUUUGCACUUUGAACAAGGCUCGAGUAGAGGCAUUUGUUUUGUUUGUAUGUUGCGUUGGCUUUUGUUUGCCUAUACUUUGGCAGUAUACAUCGUCAAUUGAACUUCAUCCAUGUUGGGACUAUCUUAUAAUGUACAAAGAUCCUACUCCAUUUGGACGUACAUUUGGCACUGUUUUUAUGUAUAACGUGGUUCUCACUGGCUUACUAAGGAGUCUCAUCCCAGUGGUCAUGGUCUUUAUUAUGAACAUUCUCCUUGUCAUUGGUCUUGUGAAAGCUGGUAAAAGGAGACGGCAACUUGUUAGCAAUGUCGGCAAAGAGGAUCAAAAGAGAGAUGAAACUAUAAGUCUGAUGUUGAUUACGGUUGCAACUUUAUAUGUAGUCCUCCUUUUACCAAGGCUUGGUCUUUAUGUCCUAAGAAGUCUUUGGAUGGCGCAGAAAUAUCUCGACGUCAAUUUGAAUAUAAGCAGUGCGGCGUUAACGUCCAUUGCCUACUAUGCUCCAAUUAGCGAUUUGUCAGUGCGGGUCAACUGCGCUAUUAAUUUCAUUAUUUACGUUCUCGUGAGUAAGAAAUUCCGUGAUGGUUUGAAAGAGUUGGUUUGUUGCCGGAAUUCCGGCACAUCUGAGUCUUCUAAAAUGACUUCUACAAAAACUUUAUCAUCAAUUAAAAGUUCGAGUGCUCGGGCCAGUGAUAAGAUUGCAGAAAAUGUAGUUGAUAAAUAAGGCACAGUUGAUGUUUUCUGCUUAGGAGAAUCCAAACAAUUGUGUAUAUAGAGAAUUUUAUCUCAUGGUGUCUAAUACGAGUAUAUCCAUUGUUCUUGAUGUCUUGUUCAUUGUCAUAUGUAGGAUCUAGGGAGAAGAGAUAGAGAGAAGUAAGGGUAGUAACAAUUCUACAAUUUUUUGCUGUCGUCAUCUCAUGU